AUUUUGGUAUUUCGGUCCGGAAUUCAGGUGUAUGACAAUUUGGUAAAUUUUUUGAAAUGGUAGGAUGAACUUGUAAUUUUGAAUUCUUUUUCUCCUUCCCUGUGAGCCUGCGAUGAAGCAAAUCAGUUUCACUUUCCCUCAAUUUCCUAAUCGCUAAUUUCUCUCCUACCCUACGCCAGACACCUUCCGGCCUCCAGCCUUCCGCCACAAGCAGCAGCUCGUUGACUCGGUCCACUACGUCACAGCUCCUCUUUCCCCGCCGCAGGUCGUCGUCGAUCUACAUUCCACCGGAUAAUUUGAGUAGGAAUCCUAUUCGGUAUCUUUCUUGGUGUUAUAGAAAAGAAAACUGCUUUAUCUUUCAGUUAGUGGCACACAUGUUGUCUGAAGAUUUGUAACCUGUAUAUCCCUAGAAAUGAACUCACUGAGAACGCUUGCAUCGAGCCUCUUACGGCGGCCGAGUCAGACCCUUGAGUGGUGCAGUGGUGCACCUCAUUACCAACCGCUGCUGCAGCUGCAGCAGUGGAGGGGGAUCCGGGUGAAGGUCCGGGAUGGGAACCUGGAGCAAGCGCUGACUUGGUUGCAGCGGAAGAUGCAGUCGAGUGGGAUUGAGCGACUUAUAAAGCGCCAGCAGAGACACCACAUCAAGAACUCUGAGAAGCGUGUCUUGGCCCGCAAGAACCUCGAGCGCAAGAUCCGAUCCCAGGACCUCGCACGCAAGCUCAAGGCCAUUCUUGUCAAAAAAGUCAGGGGUCUCUAAGGAUAGCUUCGGAGUAGUUUCUUGAUGGGAAAAGGAUAUCACAAGUACCCUGUUAAUUUUGAGGGCGUUUCUUCUUCUUCUGGAACUCAGGUUAUGCAGAUCUGCAAACUCUCUUUCUCCACUCACUACAAUCAAAUAGGGAUUAAAUUGGCUUUCUUUUUAAGUUAUUCACAAAUUCAUUCAGUUUGACACUUGAUGCUCAACAUGCAUUGAGAUUUUUGAACGGUUCAUCAUCCGGCAAUCUUAGCACAAUGUGCUCAAGGUGGAAACAUUUGUAUGUGUUUCUAAAUUUUCAUGUGUUUUAGCUAGACUGUCAUUCAUGAGGGUGGGAAUUACUAGUUCAAUCAACAUAUUAUUUUUGUGUUUGGGAUUUUUAAAUUAA
Messenger RNA from Carya illinoinensis, 1139 nucleotides. RefSeq names its product 30S ribosomal protein S21. Gene Ontology annotation, cellular component: ribosome. The coding region runs from base 413 to 757 and encodes 114 amino acids. NCBI's taxonomy places the organism in Eukaryota, Viridiplantae, Streptophyta, Magnoliopsida, Fagales, Juglandaceae. Gene Ontology annotation, molecular function: structural constituent of ribosome. The record is from RefSeq and is a predicted model, not a curated record. The transcript has 4 exons. Gene Ontology annotation, biological process: translation.